AUGACAUCAAAAACGUUUACUAAUAAAAAGAUUUUCAAGGUGUGGAAAUUUGCAAAUUUUGGAGAGCUCCGAUCGGAGCUAUAUUAUUUUUUUGGAUUAUUAUGUUUAUUAUCAUGGCUUGCAUUUAAUUUAUGGAUUUUACGUGAUUAUUUUUUUCCAUGGUGGUUUUCACCAUUGUAUACAGAAAGUGGUCUUCCAAAACAUAAACUAGAAAUGAAAAAAAAAGAAAUUUUAUUAGAGAAACGGGUUAUUGAUGACGUGAAAAUACUUCCAAAUUCGCAUACUAUCUUUCUCCAUGAUUCUUUAAUAGAAAAUUAUGAUAAUUCAAUAAAUAAAGAACAUUCAAAUAAAAAUACAGUCAUAAAAAUGAAUGAUAUUAUAACUGAUGAAGAAAUUUAUUAA
Messenger RNA from Strongyloides ratti, 402 nucleotides. RefSeq lists its product as hypothetical. Bases 1 to 402 code for a protein of 133 amino acids. NCBI's taxonomy places the organism in Eukaryota, Metazoa, Nematoda, Chromadorea, Rhabditida, Strongyloididae. The transcript has 3 exons. The record is from RefSeq and is a predicted model, not a curated record.